UUUCAGGGAACCACGGGUAAACCCAAGGCAGCAACACUUUCUCAUUUCAAUUUCAUCAACAAUGCGGUUGUCCUUAGCAACCGAGUUAUAAUACCAGGAGUGAAACCGGUGGAUUGUGUUCCCAUACCAUUGUUUCAUGCAUUCGGUUGUGUCGGCGGUGUUAUUGCAACUAUUAUUCACCGGAAACUGGCGGUGUUUCCUUCGCCUUUUUUCGACCCUCUGGCGACGUUGAAAGCUAUCGAAAAAGAAAGAUGCUCUCUUGUUAUGGGAACGCCCACCAUGUUUAUUGACAUUGUUAAUCACCCGGAUGUUAAUAAGUUUGAUCUAACCAGUCUCCAAGGUGCAAUUAUUGGGGCAGCUCCAUGUCCGGUAGAGCUGUGCAAGGAGAUAGAACAAAAGUUGGGCGUAACAAACAUCAUUAAUGCCUAUGGAUCAACAGAAAAUAGUCCAGGAAGCUGUUCAACACGUCCAGGAGAAAGACAGGACAAGAAAUACCACACAGUUGGGACCCCACUUGACCAUGUUGAGGUGAAAAUAGUGGACAAGGAUGGACGAAUAGUUCCGGUCAACAAAGAAGGAGAACUGUGCACACGUGGUCAUAUAACGUUCUUGGGAUACUGGGGUGAUAAGGAAAAAACUAAGGAAGUCCUGAAUGAUGCACGUUGGUAUCACACUGGAGAUAUUGCUGUGAUGGAUGAAGAUGGCUACGUCAGCAUUAUUGGUAGAAUUAAAGAUAUGAUCAUUAGAGGAGGCGAGAACAUCUAUCCUCGGGAAGUGGAAGAGUUCCUCCAUGGGCAUCCAGAUGUCGCUGAAGCUCAGGUUGUUGGAGUGCCAGACCCACGAAUGGGAGAAGAAGCUUGUGCUUGGGUGAAACUAAAAGGUGGAUCCACUUUAAGAGAAACGGAACUUCGGGAUUAUUGCAAGGGAAAUGUUAGUAUUGUGUUUAUAUAACACCAGUUGAGUACA
This is a messenger RNA of Limulus polyphemus (Atlantic horseshoe crab), 966 nucleotides long. Its product is annotated as acyl-CoA synthetase family member 2, mitochondrial-like. The record is from RefSeq and is a predicted model, not a curated record. Gene Ontology annotation, molecular function: medium-chain fatty acid-CoA ligase activity. The transcript is spliced from 8 exons. NCBI's taxonomy places the organism in Eukaryota, Metazoa, Arthropoda, Merostomata, Xiphosura, Limulidae. The annotation marks the transcript as partial. Gene Ontology annotation, biological process: fatty acid metabolic process.